CGACGUUGCCUUUUGCUCAAGAUCAUUUUAACAAACUCAAUAUACAAGUUUACACUCAGCUCAGAUUCUGCCACUAAAAAUGCGGCUUCUUAGUUCCAAAAGCAACGGCAGCCUCAGCCUGACCAGCUUCAGAGACAACAACCCUCCUAGUUAUGCCAUUCUUUCCCAUGUAUGGGAGGCAGAUGACCAGGAAGUUACAUUCCAUGAUAUCGUUAAUGACCUUGGAAGCACCAAAAAUGGCUAUAGAAAGAUCCAAUUCUGUAGCGAACAAGCUGAAAGAGACGGCCUGCGAUACUUCUGGGUGGAUAGCUGUUGCAUCGAUAAAUCAAACAGCACGGAGCUCCAAACGGCUAUCAAUUCAAUGUUUCGCUGGUACAAGAAUGCGGCAAACUGUUACGUCUACCUCUCAGGCGUCUCAACGGGCAAACACUCCCGGUCCUCCGAUUCUUUGUGGGAACGGGCUUUCAAGCAAAGCAAGUGGUUCACACGAGGCUGGACACUUCAAGAACUUCUUGCUCCGCGAUCAGUCGAGUUCUUCUCCCGAGAUGGCAAGCGGCUUGGCAAUAAGGAAUCGUUAGAACAGCAAAUUCAUGAGAUCACUGGGAUUGCAAUUGAGGCACUUCAAGGAAAUCUGUCUCAAUUCAGCAAUGACGAGCGAAGAAUGUGGGCUGCAAAACGCGAGACGACAAUUGAAGAGGAUCAAGUCUAUUGCCUACUAGGUAUUUUCGACGUCUAUUUGCCGCUCAUCUUUGGCGAAGGAAAGAAGCAUGCAUUCCGUCGGCUCCAAGAUGAGCUUGACAAACGUUCACUCGAUUCACAAGGUAGUUUCACCGCAUCAAAUUCAAAUUCGCUGGCUAAUCUGCGAAGUGAAAUGGAAUGA
Messenger RNA from Mytilinidion resinicola, 880 nucleotides. RefSeq names its product HET-domain-containing protein. The coding region runs from base 80 to 880 and encodes 266 amino acids. NCBI's taxonomy places the organism in Eukaryota, Fungi, Ascomycota, Dothideomycetes, Mytilinidiales, Mytilinidiaceae. The transcript has a single exon. The record is from RefSeq and is a predicted model, not a curated record.